CCCUCAUGUCAAACAGUGAAAAAUUUGAUCCGAUUUCAGAUGUUUUAAAUUUGUUGGUCCAUAUUUUAGUUGAAAAACAGCUUAAAAUUGCUGUUAAAAUAUAAUUAAAAAUGCUGCAGGAAUACGAGGAUGAUUACUUCCUCGAAGAGGAUAAAAUCCCCAAGGAACAAGUUCCGUCCGCCGUGGCGCCGUCUCCGGACGACGGCGGGGGCGACGACGAAACGUCGCUACUGCUCGGUCCGCUCGACGACAGUAUCGAUUCUUUCGUUGAGCGCGAAAAACCGUUCGAAUUCAGCAGCACCACGGACAGUGCCGGAACGGGCAGGGUCAAGGACGAGAUUGCGUUCGUGUCGAACGAUGACCUGCCGGAACCGGUGCUGUACGCUGACGGUUGCGUCGACGAUACCAAGAUCAUUAUGCUCUGCCAGAAGCAGGAGAUGGAGCGAUUGGGAAUGACCGUUAGCUCCGGGACGGUCAUAGUCAAGAAAGAUACUACUAACCUGAUAGGAAUAAGCAUCGGUGGAGGAGCCCCGCUGUGCCCUUGUCUGUACAUUGUGCAGGUAUUUGACGGCACUCCUGCGGCAAAGGAGGGGACUCUCCAGUCCGGAGACGAACUGCUCGGCGUGAACGGUGCCUCGGUCAAGGGCAAAACCAAGGUCGAAGUGGCCAAAAUGAUUCAGGCAGCCACCUCGGAAGUUACGAUUCACUACAACAAACUGCACGCCGAUCCAACCCAGGGUGAAACGCUAGACAUUGUGCUGAAGAAGAUGAAGCACCGCCUGGUGGAACGAAUGUCGAGCAGCACGGCCGACACUCUGGGGCUUUCGCGAGCAAUCCUGUGCAACGACUCGCUCGUGAAGCGCCUCCAGGAGCUCGAACGCACCGAGUCCAUGUACAAGGGACUGGUAGAGCACGCCAAGCGAAUGCUAAAGGCUCACUUUGACGUGCUGCAAACUUACCAGCAAUUUGGAAACAUUUUCGCCGCAAUCAGCGUUCGUGAGCCGCAACCGCGAGCUUCCGAGGCGUUUCGCAUUUUCAGCGAGCUGCAUCGCAACUUGGAAAAGGACGGCAUCAAGAUGAUCAAGAGUCUGAAGCCGAUCCUGGCCGACAUGGGCACGUACCUUCACAAGGCCAUUCCGGACACGAAGCUAACAGUCAAACGCUACGCCGACGCCAAAUUCACCUAUCUUUCGUACUGCCUCAAGAUCAAGGAAAUGGACGACGAAGAGCACAGCUACGCGGCAAUCCAGGAACCGCUCUACCGCGUCGAAACCGGCAACUACGAGUACCGCCUUAUUCUGCGCUGUCGCCAGGAGGCACGCGUCAAGUUCGCCAAGCUACGCUCCGACGUACUGGAAAAGAUCGAACUGCUCGAGUGCAAACAUGCGCGUGAUUUGGCCUCGCAACUGCGCAAGUUCAUCCAGGGACUGUCGACACUAGCCUCCGAAACCGUCGAGCGGCUAGAGUCAAUCCCGAACCUGUUCCCGAUCGAGGUCGACCUCAAGGCGAGUGCAUUCCAGUACAAGUCGGCGCUCAAGUUUCAACCGGAGGAGGAGCUCGAAGAGGAAGUGCACCAGGCGGAGGAGGCCAUCGAGAUUCCGCCGGCCAAGUCGUCGAACGGAGGAAGGGACACAAUCGACGAGCUGUUGGCUGGCUUCGAGGAAAUUGAUCUGAACAAGAGCAGCGCUGCGAGUGCGGCCGAGAGUAACAACGAUCUGUUGGUGGAGCUUGGGCUGGCCGAUAUCGACUUGUCUGCGGGAGCGUCGACGAUGGGAGCGAACCUGCUGGAAGAUCCGCUCAUACCGGAUCUUGGUGAUUUUGGUAAGUAAAAUGUGGUGGUUUUUGCGCAGUUCUACGGCUAUUUAUGUUUGUCUUGUGUCAUGUCAAUAUAUUUAUCCUAAUUGAA
Culex quinquefasciatus (southern house mosquito) is the source of this 1906-nucleotide messenger RNA. RefSeq names its product PRKCA-binding protein (gene PICK1). The transcript has 5 exons. The record is from RefSeq and is a predicted model, not a curated record. Gene Ontology annotation, cellular component: postsynaptic early endosome; trans-Golgi network membrane; postsynaptic density. Gene Ontology annotation, molecular function: protein kinase C binding; protein domain specific binding; phospholipid binding. Bases 111 to 1829 code for a protein of 572 amino acids. NCBI's taxonomy places the organism in Eukaryota, Metazoa, Arthropoda, Insecta, Diptera, Culicidae. Gene Ontology annotation, biological process: intracellular protein transport; dendritic spine maintenance; positive regulation of receptor internalization.